AUGAAUACAGCUUUACCAAUCAAAAAGACUGUUGUUAUAAUCGGUGCGGGUAUUGCAGGACUUAAAGCUGCAUCUACACUUCAUCAAAAUGGCGUUCAAGAUUGCAUCAUACUUGAAGCUAGAAAUAGAAUUGGUGGCAGAUUGCAAACUGUUACAGGUUAUCAUGGACGGAAGUAUGAUAUAGGUGCUAGCUGGCACCACGAUACAUUGACAAAUCCUUUAUUUUUAGAAGAAGCUCAAUUAAAUUUGAAUGAUGGUAAGCCGAGGUUUGUUUUUGAUGAUGAUAACUUUAUUUAUAUCGAUGAAGAACGCGGAAGAGUGGAUCAUGAUGAAGAACUACUUCUGGAAAUUGUGGACAAUGAAAUGAGCAAGUUUGCAGAAUUAGAAUUCCACCAGAAUUUAGAUGUUGUGGAUUGCUCGUUUUUUCAGCUGGUGAUGAAAUACCUGCUACAAAGACGCCAAUUUCUUACAAAUGAUCAAAUUAGAUAUUUCCCACAACUUUGUCGAUAUCUGGAAUUAUGGCAUGGAUUGGACUGGAAGCUUUUGAGUGCAAAAGAUACAUAUUUUGGCCAUCAAGGAAGAAACGCCUUUGCUUUGAACUAUGACUCCGUGGUUCAAAGAAUUGCUCGAAGCUUUCCUCAAAACUGGUUAAGAUUGGGCUGUGAAGUCAAGUCGAUUUCACGAGAAGCAUCACGGAAUGUAAUAGUGAAUUGUGAAGACGGCAGCGUAUACCAUACUGAUUAUGUUAUCGUUUCAGUUCCCCAAAGUGUAUUGAACUUAUCUGUAUCACCUGAUCAAAACCUUCAAGGAAGAAUUGAAUUUCAGCCCGCCCUGAAACCAGUAAUUAAAGAAGCUUUUGAGAAAAUUCAUUUUGGGGCCUUGGGUAAGGUCAUUUUUGAGUUUGAAAAGUGUUGUUGGUCGAAAGAAAGUUCAAAAAUAGCGACUUUAGCAAACUCUACUGAUGAAUUUGUCAAAAUGGUACGUGAUGCGAAGGAUUUAGAUGACUUGAGCUCUUUGCUGGAAGGGGAUGUGCUUAAUGAACAUACGAAUGUUACUUGCUGGGAUCAGCCUUUACUCUUUGUAAAUUUAUCAAAAAGCACAGGAGUGGCAAGUUUUAUGUUGCUUAUGCAAGCGCCGCUAACAAAUUACAUUGAAUCCAUCAGAGAUGACAAAGAAUCCAUUUUUGAAUUUUUCCAACCUGUAUUGAAUAAAAUCAUGGAAUGCCUAAAUUCUCAAGAUGUUAUCAAUGGAAUGAAUUCAACAGAACAUCAUAAAAAUGUUAAUAAACCAGUCUUGAAAAACAUAAUUGUCAGUGACUGGACGCGCGAUCCUUACUCCCGUGGAGCUUAUUCAGCAUGUUUCCCAGGAGACGAUCCCGUCGAUAUGGUCGUAGCCAUGUCCAGCGGCCAAGACUCUCGCAUAAGAUUUGCAGGCGAACACACUAUUAUGGAUGGUGCCGGCUGUGCGUACGGUGCCUGGGAAAGUGGAAGGCGGGAAGCAACUUAUAUCUCCGAUUUGUUGCAGUAG
Messenger RNA from Saccharomyces kudriavzevii IFO 1802, 1527 nucleotides. RefSeq names its product polyamine oxidase (gene FMS1). The transcript has a single exon. Gene Ontology annotation, molecular function: oxidoreductase activity. Bases 1 to 1527 code for a protein of 508 amino acids. The record is from RefSeq and is a predicted model, not a curated record. Lineage: Eukaryota; Fungi; Ascomycota; Saccharomycetes; Saccharomycetales; Saccharomycetaceae.